Messenger RNA from Auanema sp. JU1783, 444 nucleotides. The record is from the annotation of a GenBank genome assembly. NCBI's taxonomy places the organism in Eukaryota, Metazoa, Nematoda, Chromadorea, Rhabditida, Rhabditidae.
AUGUUGAAACGGGACAAAGGAGUUGUUGUGAAUGUGUCAUCUAUGACUGGAUGGAGACCACUUCCUUAUUUGAGCAGUUAUCCAGCUAGUAAAGCAGCUUUAUCCUUCUUCUCCGAUUCACUUUACGAUGAAUUCUCCAAAACGAAUGUCAAAAUUCAAUGUUUAAUACCAAUGCUUGUAGCAACGAAAGUAGCAUCAUAUGAAGAGAGUGAAGCUAACAACAUCUUUGUUGUUACACCCGAAAACUAUGCUAAACAAGCUGUACGUGCAAUAGGACGAUGGUGUAUUAUAACAGGAUGCUUUCAACAUGAUGUUCAAAUAGCAUUGGGUACAAUUCUAUCAUUUUCAAUUUUCAAAUUCUUCUAUGUGCCAUUGGUCAUGUUGGGCAUUCAUAAGAAGAGAGUUGCUGAUUAUCAAGAGAAUCAGAAGAAGAAGCAGAAGUAA